Fusarium mangiferae is the source of this 1425-nucleotide messenger RNA. RefSeq lists its product as uncharacterized. The transcript has 3 exons. The record is from RefSeq and is a predicted model, not a curated record. Gene Ontology annotation, molecular function: transcription cis-regulatory region binding; DNA-binding transcription factor activity, RNA polymerase II-specific; zinc ion binding. The coding region runs from base 1 to 1425 and encodes 474 amino acids. Gene Ontology annotation, biological process: positive regulation of transcription by RNA polymerase II. Gene Ontology annotation, cellular component: nucleus. NCBI's taxonomy places the organism in Eukaryota, Fungi, Ascomycota, Sordariomycetes, Hypocreales, Nectriaceae.
AUGACAGGGAAACGAUCACGAAAAGGCUGUGGUGAGUGUAGAAAACGAAGGCGUAAGUGUGACGAAGUGAAGCCGAGCUGCGGCCAAUGCGUCUCGAAUCAGCGGAGCUGCAAAUAUGAGUUGAGGCUUGUCUGGAGCCAGGCUGUACAUAACAGACGAAAUGGCUCAAGUGGUUCAAUAAAUUUCAGCGGCAACCUAGAACUCGGCACAGAACAGGAUAUCUCCGUAUCAUCAAUACCAGAGUCCCUACCAAAUGGCUUGGCACUCCCAAGGCGAUACAAGAAGCUGCUGCAUCAUUUUGCUGAAGGUGUUCUGGCAUCGUUGUCGAGUCACCCAACCAUUCACGAUGACUUUCGUCGGGGCCUUAUGCCCACCAUGCUCGAAUCUCCUCAUCUCCUCUCUGCCAGUCUGGCACUGUCAACCGCAAGCUUUGAGUCAAGGGGCAUAAUAGAAGUCGAAGGAACGAGCACAUCUCGAAUAAUGGAACACCUGCAAUCUUCGGGCCUACCUUUGCUGAGAUCAGCACUGGCACAAGGGCAGCAGAGCGAGAUCCUUAUUGCGACAUGUCUGGUCUGGUGCCUAGCGGACGUGUUUUCGGGCCAGCAGGGAAUGUUCAGGUGGCCUAUCCAUUUGCAGGGGAUAAAGGCUCUACUUCACGGUCGUCGUGAUUAUCAGAGAUUCGUGGCUGGGGACAACGCCUUGAGAUCUGCGAUGAAGCAUCUCUUCAUGCUUUAUCGGAGUCUGGAGACUCUACCGCACGUACCUAAAAUAACAUCAGAGAAGGCCAACUUGAUUGUUCCCACGAAUACCGCAUACAAUCAUCAGAUUGAUGGCUUUUUGGGAUAUAGCGAAGAGCUGCUCGACAUAUUACAACAAAUCAAUGCAUAUACACCAGGAUCAUGGCCAGAAGUCUCUGCUAUUGAUGCAGAUACCUUACUCGGCAAGCUGAACGCUAUGAUCAGGAGGGAUGUCAAGUCACCGCCAGGCGUCUCAAUCUCUUCGCUUUCAUCACAAUCAGGUCGCGACUUUGCGCUCUGUAACAAAGUCUUCCAACAAGCGACCCUAAUCCAGCUUUAUCGACAGUUAUAUGGCUUGCCUUCGUCAUCACAACCUAUACAGGAUGCUGUUCACACUAUGAGCGGAAUGAUAAGCAACAUGGCCCAAGGCGAGCCAUGCAACACAUGGGUCGCGAUGGCGAUGCCUCUGUUUACAGUAGGUUGUGAGGCUUACAAGGAGGAGCAGAAGACCUUCAUUCUUGACAAAAUCCACAAACUUGAGAUUUGUAUCGGCUCGUUGCAUGUCAAGGUGAUUGAGCAGGCUCUCAAAGAUGUUUGGAAAAUCAGAGAGGAUUGCAACGAUUUCGAGGGGAAUCUGUGUGCCAGUCACUUACUGGAAAACUUGUCAUAUAAUAUUGUUUUAUUUUGA